Pollicipes pollicipes is the source of this 3162-nucleotide messenger RNA. Its product is annotated as kelch-like protein 5. The coding region runs from base 529 to 2418 and encodes 629 amino acids. NCBI's taxonomy places the organism in Eukaryota, Metazoa, Arthropoda, Thecostraca, Pollicipedomorpha, Pollicipedidae. The transcript has 12 exons. Gene Ontology annotation, molecular function: protein binding. The record is from RefSeq and is a predicted model, not a curated record.
GCCUGUAAGAUUCUCAAAAGACUUUUAUAAAUAUUGACUUGUUUUGGAGGUUCAUGUGUAGGCAAGCAUGCUUUUCAUACUGUCAAAUCUCUUCUUAUAUGAUGCAUUAUUUUCUUCCCUAAUUCAUUCACACUGCUUCAUGUUUAUGUGGUUCCUAUCCCCAGGAAAAGACUAGUGGGAAGUUUGCAUGAUGUCUUAUUUUACCCAAUCCCUGGGCUAUAUCUUGCAAUGAAUUGUUAAUAAAUAAGGUUGCACAUGUUAAUCCAAUUGCUCACUGCCCUGUUCCCUGCUAAUUAUGCACUGGUUACUUGGGACAAGACUCCCUGUUUCUGGGUUUGAGGAACUCUUUGCCCUGCUGUUAAAACAUCUGUUGGUUAAUUUUAAGAUUAUUUGUUAAUCCAUGACAACAUAAUGUUACUGUGUCUAAACUUUGGAUCCCACUUAUGCAUAUGCCUCAUCAGAUGUCACAUGCCCUGCCCCAUCCUUGCGCAAUAUCACAUAUGGAUUAUCUAGUUACAAACAAAUAUUAUGUUAGCACUAUUCAUCUUGUCAAACUGUGGCAGGUCUAACAUGACUGGACAGCAUAGGCAUGGCAUCAGGAUGGCGUCGGAGCCGACGGCCGGCGCCGACGGCGUGUUCCGCGCCUCUGGCCAUGCCGACGGUCUGCUGGUGCGCAUGGACCGGCUGCGCCUGCAGCACGCGCUCUGUGACGUCACGCUGGUGGCUGACGGCCGACGCAUCCCUGCUCACCGACUGCUGCUGUCGGCCGCCUCGCCCUAUUUCGAGGUCAUGUUCACACACGACGUGCUGGAGGCGCGCGCGCCGGUGGUCGAACUGAAGCAGGUGGACCCGGACGCACUGCAGAUGGUGGUGGACUUCUGUUAUACAGGUUGUCUGGAGCUGAAUGAGCAGACGGUGGAGCUGCUGCUGACCACGGCCAGCCUGCUGCAGCUGUCGCAGAUCCAGACGGCCUGCUGCCACUUCCUCGAGAAGCAGCUGCACCCCUCCAACUGCAUCGGCAUCGGCCUGUUCGCUGAGCGGCAGGGCUGCCAGAAGCUGCACCGCUCCGUCCAGCGCUUCACCGCCGACAAGUUUGUCGACGUCAUCAGGAACAACGAGUUUCUGGACCUGCCACCAGACGAGGUGGCUGCUCUUCUUGCCUUGGAUGAUCUCAACAUUCCAUCGGAAGAAGUCAUCUUUUACGCCCUGAACAUUUGGCUGAACCACGAUCUGAAGAAGAGACGCAAGCACCUGGCUCAGCUCAUGCCCCUGGUGCGGCUGCCGCUGGUCAGCCCACAGUUCGUGGUGGACCGGAUCCAGUGCAGCCCGGUGUUCUCGUCGGACCGCACCUGCCUUUCGCUGAUGCUCGAGUCGCAGAGCUUUCACUUGCUGCCAGAGCGGCGCUUCUCGGUGGGCGCCGAGCGCACGCGGCCGCGCAAGGCCACCGUCGGCACGCUGUACGCCAUCGGCGGCAUGGACCGCGAGAAGGGCUCGACCGUGAUCGAGAGAUACGACCUGCGCUCGGACCGGUGGGUGCAGUGCGGCUUCAUGACCAGCCGGCGACUGCAGUUCGGCGUGGCCAUCAUCGAGGAGCGGCUGUACGUGGUGGGCGGCCGCGAAGGCCUCAAGACGCUCAAUACCGUCGAGUGCUACGACCCGGUGACUCAGUGCUGGAGUUGCCAGCCGCCCAUGAACAACCACCGGCACGGACUAGGUGUGGCCGUCCUGGGCGGUCCGCUGUACGCCGUCGGAGGGCAUGACGGCUGGGGCUACCUGAACACGGUGGAGCGCUGGGACCCACACACCAAACUGUGGAGUUACGUUGGCAACAUGCAGCACCAGCGCAGCACGUGCGGAGUGGCGGCCCUCAACGGCAGGCUGUACGCGGUCGGCGGCCGCGACGGCUCCUCGUGCCUGCGCUCGUGCGAGUCGUUCGACCCGCACACCAACCGCUGGUCGGCGGCGGCGCCCAUGCUGCAGCGCCGCGGCGGCGUCGGCGUCGGCGUCGUCAACGGCUGUCUGUACGCGCUGGGUGGCAGCGACGCGCCGGCCACCAGUCCCAACAGCCUCAAGUUCAGCUGCGUCGAGAGAUACGAUCCAAACACGGACCAAUGGACGGAGAUAGCCUCGAUGGUCAUUGGUCGGGACGGGGUGGCUGCCUGCGCUCUUGGCCAAUGGCUGUUUGCCGUGGGAGGUUCCGACGGUCAGCAGUACCUUCGAUUGGUCGAGUGCUACGACCCGCAGACGAACGAGUGGAAAAAGUCGGCGCCUCUCAGCAUCGCGCGCGCCGCCGCCUGUGUGGCCGUGGUGAAGCCGGUGGUGCCGGCCGCCGUGAGCGAGCUGCUGGCCGAGAUGCCGGUGGCCUCCGCCGACCGGGACACGUCCGAUGAGGACGACCAGGACAAGCAAGCAGGGUGAGGACGCGUGAGGACGAGCAGGGAAGCGGGGCAAGCAUGCCCGCGUCCGCUGGAGGUUGCGGACGCUGUCGCCUUUUUAUCCCAUAAACUCGCAUCGGUGGAGCGAUGCCGUGCGCUCGGACUGAGGCGUCGGUGUCGCCACACUGCUGUCGGCCUUCCAGCUGUCGGUGGGUCCGGACGGCCCGUUCCGGUGCGUGGCGUCCGCACAGUCGCUCGGCGUAGAUAGCUUUGUUCGGGCCGCCACAGAUAGUGUCGCCAAGGAAAUUAGAUUAUUUUUAGAAUGGUUUCAGGGUAAUUAUCAUGUCAGACGUCACCUGGAUAUCUGGCCUGCGUGACUUCCUGUCAGGAGAACGGCCGCGCGCAAGACUGUGAUGUAAGCUCACUGUCAUCUGUCGUCACAAUCUAUUUUUAUAAGUCAAUUAUUGAUGUGCUUGCGAAAUAUCGAAAGUUUGCCCAUCAUCAAGCACUUCAUAUAUCGCGUGAACGUGUUUGUCACAUCGUGACCGGCCUGGUGUACGUGUAUUUUAUACGGUGUUCGUUUCGUUUGGUGCGUUCCUGCGGACGGUGCAUUUUGUUUGGUUUCAGUUAGGUUGUGUUGGAUCUGGGCUGUGUGAUAGCACCCAGCUGUGAUCAGUGGAGAUGUUUUGCGGUGUUCGGGAAGUGGUAAUCUUUAUCUUUUUCCCAGCACGCAAAGCGUUAAAGUUAUUCAGUUUUGUAUUAUAUUCCAAUAUAGUUCGACCAUAUU